ACAGUAAAAAAUGAAACCUAAGAGGCAAAGACUAUGCUCGUCUUUUUGAGCAGUGAGUACUAGCAGAAAGUCCGGCGGCAUCCAUCCUCCUCGCCCGGUUCCCCAACACAGAUCGCUCCUAUGAAUCACGACCACCCAUGUAAACUGGUCUCGAGUAAUUAGUGAAUUUCACAGAUAUAGAUCGGUAAUGAUGCUGUUGUGCUGCUGAGUUCUGUUCUAGGCCCAGUACUUACACGGCGUGCAGGUACGCAUUAAUUGGGGCUUCAUCAGAUGAGAGAUUUACAGAUAUCUGUUAUUUUCAUCUCAGUUAAAUUGUCGGAGCAACAUGGCUGUGCUAAAACACUGUGUGUCCUGGGAGCUAAAAGCCAAUGCAGCAUAAGGAUAUAGUGGUAGAAGAUACCAUGCACAAGAAUGAGAGGAAGAUUAGUGCCAAUUUUAGCAGCUUUGCAGCCGAUUUGGUUGAGGAGGUGUUUUCAAACCACAUCAACUUUACGGUCUUUUAGUAACCAAAUUAUAAAGUCCCCCUCUCUGUUAUCACUUGACCUUGCUGAUUCAUGGUCUUCUACAUCCAAGCAAUCUGACUCCUCACCUAUCCAAGAAAAUACAAACAACUGGACUGCUAAAAUAAUUGAUGGGAAAGCAAUUGCUGAGGGGAUAAGAUCUAGAAUAGCUUCUGAAGUAAGCAGAAUGAAGGAAUUAAUUGGUCAGGUUCCUGGAUUGGCUGUCAUAUUAGUGGGUCAACGAAGAGAUUCUGAAACAUAUGUGCGCAACAAAACUAUUGCAAGUGAAGAAGUCGGCUUCAAGUUUAAGAUGAUCGUCUUUCCCGAAAAUUGUACUGAAUGUGAAGUCUGCAAUGCUUUGUGUAGGUUUAAUGAGGAUCCAUCAAUUCAUGGUAUUCUUGUUCAGCUUCCCUUGCCACAGCUUGAACAGCAUUUGGAUGAGGCCAAAAUUCUGAAUGUCAUAAGCCUCGAGAAAGAUGUUGAUGGUUUCCAUCCUUUGAACAUUGGGAAUUUGGCCAUGCAAGGCAUGGAGCCAUUAUUCGUUCCUUGUACCCCAAAAGGAUGCAUCGAGUUGCUUCUGCAGUCUGGUGUUGAGAUCAUGGGGAAGAAGGCUGUGGUGAUUGGUAGGAGUAACAUUGUUGGUUUACCAACGUCCUUGCUACUGCAGAGGCACCAUGCUACUGUGACUGUUCUUCAUGCAUUUACAAAGAACCCAGAAAAAAUCGCCCGGGAAGCUGAUAUUUUAGUUUCAGCUGCUGGAGUGCCUAAUUUGGUCCGUGGUAGUUGGGUAAAGCCUGGUGCAGUUAUUGUUGAUGUUGGAACUAACCCCAUUGAGGAUCGGAGAAGUGAGCAUGGCUACCGCCUCAUUGGAGACGUAUGUUUCAAGGAAGCAACUAGAAUAGCUUCCGCAAUUACCCCUGUGCCUGGAGGAGUUGGACCAAUGACUGUUGCUAUGCUGCUUUGCAAUACCCUUGAGUCAGCAAAGCACGCCUUCAACUUUACUUAACAGCGUGAUCUGCGGUGCAUAUGUAAACCCAACGUGCGACCAAUCGCAUCAUAUUUUUUCUGGUUCUUUUUGGUGAUCAUAUUUUGCCUGGCUGCAUAUCUGGAAAACAGACAUGAAAAUAUGAGGAUGCUACUAUACACGUUCUUGAUGAUCCCUUAUCAUACUUUUCAAAUUUAGUGGCUAUCACUGUGUAAAAUAAUUAAUAUGAUCCAUAAUUUAUUGCCUUUUAACUUU
Molecule: messenger RNA, 1740 nt
Organism: Sesamum indicum (sesame)
Lineage: Eukaryota; Viridiplantae; Streptophyta; Magnoliopsida; Lamiales; Pedaliaceae
Product: Amino acid dehydrogenase family protein
Biological process (GO): tetrahydrofolate interconversion
Cellular component (GO): cytosol
Molecular function (GO): methylenetetrahydrofolate dehydrogenase (NADP+) activity; methenyltetrahydrofolate cyclohydrolase activity
Source: RefSeq, a predicted model, not a curated record